Molecule: messenger RNA, 4785 nt
Organism: Striga hermonthica
Lineage: Eukaryota; Viridiplantae; Streptophyta; Magnoliopsida; Lamiales; Orobanchaceae
Source: the annotation of a GenBank genome assembly
AUGACGACGGUGGAGAAGCUGUUGGUGCAGAUAUUCGAGCGCAAGAAUUCGAUAAUCGAACAUGUGAAGCAACAGACGGAAUUGUACAGCCAGCACCUCGCCUCCAAACUCAUCAUUGAUGGAAUCACACCUCCCUCCUGGCUCUGGAGCCCUAACGCCUCUUCGGAUUCAAAUGAGCUAAACAAAGAAGAGUUGAUCUCUAAACUUCUACGCCCAUAUCCAAGGCCUCCUUUAGCCAGUUGCUCCAUCCCAUACCAUCCUGGGUAUGAUAACCUAGUUGUCACAGGAGAUACUGAAAAUAUUUCUGCUGGAGUCUUCAUGGGAAAUCUGGUUUUUGGGGAAGGUGUCAAAGAGCAAGAUCAUUCAACAAGGCGCCCAUUGAGCAGUGAGGAACCAGCUGGAUGUGCGCUCGAUGGUGUUCCUGAGCCAGAAGUUAGUGUUACCUCACCUGAGGAUCAGAUGGAUGAGAGGAUUUUGAAUAUCUAUAAUGAGCCAGAUCAGUCACUAGCUCGAAUCCAGAGAUCUAAGUCGAGACAAAAAGCUCUUCAGCUUCGAGAAAGUGCAAAGGCCUUCAACGCGAGUGGCAGAAGCAAUGAGAAUAUCAGGAAUGAUGUAUCUGGCAAGAUUUUAUUUUCUCUUUCUGCUACAAACAAGGCAGGCCAGACUGACAAACAAUCCAAAUUUGUGGAACAGUGUGUCACUGGUUGUCAGAGUCGUGCUGAUUGGAAUUUGGACAACGCUGGUAGCCCAAGAAGCAUAAAGGAGAAUAAUACAUACUCAGGCAGAAUUACUAGGUCAAGAAACAACCUCAAAGUUCCAGAUUUAGAAAGAGAUUCUCUAGCAUUAGGCUGCUCAUCUGAGAUUUCCAAAGAUGGUGCCUCCUGUCAUAUUUCUGAAGUAAGGAGAAUGAAGCCUAUGCAUAUAUCUGAUUCUGAGAAGGCUGAUGAUUCUAUUAAUGAAGCAAAAUCAGCUGGUCCAUCUACUGUCUAUUGUCAAAACCCUGGAGAUAAGAAAGUGGAUGGUGCAGAUUGUCUCAGCGGUGAUAGGAGCAAUUUUCUUGCUGGUAAAAUUUCUAGAUCUAGUAUUUCUAGCAAAUGUCAAGGCCGUGGUCCUGAUUCUUCAAACGCUGAAAAUUCUUCUGAUUAUAAUCAGAGAAUGACAACUUUAACGAUGGAAUCCAAAGACGAUUUACCCCCACGGGCUGUUUAUGGGUCACCGCCCAAAUCUUCUAAUCUUCUUGAUUAUGGUGGCUUAUCUGAGAUUUUCAAAGUCCACACUUUCCCUCCUACUUCUGAAGAAAGAAAAAUGCAGUCUAUGCAUAUUUGUGAUUCUGGGGUGGCUCAUGAUUAUGUUAAUAAGAAGCCAAAGUCAACCGGUUCAUCUAUUGUCUAUCAUCAAAAGAUUCAAAACAGUGGAGACAAGAAAAUGCAUGGUGCAGAUUGUCUCAGCAAUGAUAAAAGCAUCAAUCUUUUUGCUGGUAGAAUUUCUAAAUCCAGUAUUUCUAGCAAAUGUCAGAGCCGUAGUCGUGAUUCUUCAAAAGCUGAUAUUUCUUCUAACAAUUAUCAUAGAAUAGACUCUGUAUUGAUGGAUUCUGGGGAUAAUUCACCCACACUGUCUGUUUAUGGAUCACCGCUUAACCUUCCUAAGGUCCUUAAUGAAGGCUGCGACACCCAAGAAUCAAUAUCUGGAGAUUGCCAGAGACACAAAGCAAAGGGUGAUGAUCUGCCUUGUAGUUCUGACCAACAAAAUGCCUUCCCCACGGAGGCUUCUGAUGUAGAAAUCCAUUCCGACUCUGUUAAUGCUGAUGAUGGCAUUCUUGUGCCAUUGAGUGGGAAAUCUGACGAAGAGGUUUCUGAUGCAAAGGAGGAGGAUUGGAGUGGCGAGAGAAAUGCCGAGAGUCAACUAGUGUCAAGUGCUCCAGGAAGGGAAGAUUUGAAGGCUUCAAAGGAUAAGAAUCAAUUGAGAUUUAGUGCUGCAGGAAGUGGAAACCUCAUUGCACCAAUGGAUCAGAGUCAAUUGGUGUCAAGUACUCCAGAAAGUAAAAAAUUUACGGUUUCACAUGCUUAUGUUUCAGGAGAAAAGCCAGUAGCAGAGUCCUGUGAUUCCAUGAUGGGUACUGUAGGCACCCUAAAUGAAAUCUGUGGUGUUCUUGAAACAAUAAAACAAUUCCCUGCACAGCAGUCCCAAAGUUGUUCAUGUCUUGAAGGUAGGCUUUGUAGCCAACAUAGAGAUUCACCUUUCGGAGAUAAUGGAUGUGUUACAUAUGGAACAAACACACCAUGUGGUGAAAGUUCAUCACCUGAGAGAAGAUUCAAACAUGCCAAAGUGGAAUCAUGGCCACAACCAAAGAGGAGAAAACUUGAACAUAAAAAAACUCAUAAUUUAACCUCUUCCACAUUUAAGUUGAGGAAGCCCCAUAAAACUCAAAGCUCCAGUACAGAUUUCGGAAUCAUUGAAACAAACCUAGACUCUGUCGUGGACGCAUUUCAUGCUGAUAGACUUACCGACAUUGAAAUCCCACCUGUGAUGGUUUCUAAUGUGGAGGAACGGAUUGAAUCUGCAUUUUCAUCUGAAAAUGGAAAGGUUGGAUUUUGUUACGAGGAGAAGAAUGAACACAACAAUUCGUCAUCUGUUGUCAAUAAUGAGCCAUUAGGGGCAGCCCUUGUCUCAAGUGUGGAUAAGGAAUCUGUAAAUACCCAAGGAUGUUUUACCAAGGAUACAAGUGAUACAGAUUCAAGCAUUAAUUAUUUUGAUGCAAGAGAGCUUGGAUACGGACAACUUAGCCAGCAUCUGUGUACUCUUGAUAAGAUUACAGACGAUUUAGGUUCUGCGAAUCUGACUCUCACCAAUACGAUGCUUGAAGAUAUACAAUCGUCCAAGUGGGAAAUUGACGAACAGGCACAACAUUCUGAUAUCUCUCCAAGAACUCUAAGCCUGAAGCUCGUAGACGUUGAUCAAUCUAUGCCUGUACUUGAGGGGUUUAUUGUAGAUGCACAAGCAGACAGUGUUGGACUGGCUUUUGUACCAGACGAAAUUGACUUCGACAUGUUGAAGCUUCCGAGUAAUACUAUAGAACGUGCUAGCAUCCUAGCUGAAAUUUGUAGAUCUGCUAGCUUGGAUAAACCCUCUCCUGCAUUCGAGUUUCAUGCAAACCGAAUUUCAAAUCCAUCAAUACCUAAUGAGCACUUAGAGCUUGCCAGUAGUUUGCCCUCUGAUGUUGGUGAACAGCUCCAGUCUAGGAGGAGGUGCGUAGUUGAUUGCAAGGAGGCCCUUGAAGGGAUGCCAUAUUCUGAUUAUCUACCCUAUUCUAGUGCACAUUAUGGUUGGAGUUUACGAGGCCAACAUACAUCUCCUGUUGGAAAGCAAUGGGAAAGACUCUCAUUUCAUACUGGGAGCUCAGAGAAGCGUUUAAGUUCAAAUUCAGAACUAACAUGCUUCCCUAUUGAGGAAGAUGCCAGUAUUAGCGAUGAGAAUAAGACUAUGGAUGAGAAUGCAUUCGAUGUCCAUGAAGUUGAUUCAUUAGUGGCUAAGCACCGUGAUAAUAGACAACCACUUAAGAACCUUUCAAAUCUGGGUUUGAAUUCUCCAGCAUCAGUUUCUGCACACGAGAAAAUUCUGAUGGCAGAUAGCGUGAAUUCCCUGGGAACAAAAUUGAGUGUUGUCGGGACACAAGAUAAGGCGCAGUCUGGUCGAAGAAAUCAACACGUCAAUAGUAGUGUGACCAGGAAGAAACAGACUUCGUCUAUUGGGGCCAAUGAUGGUAGGAAAAACCAUCCUUCAUUUCAAGAUACUAACAGCAUCAAGGCCAAAGAAACAUUUAGUGACAGCAUCAACAAACCAUUGAUAUCAAUCAAAUCCAGUUUGAAAGGACAGGAUAAAAAACUGUCUUUAGAAGAGUCUAAGAGGAAUAACAUCAUUUCAAAUGUUAGUUCCUUCAUACCACUAUUACAACAAAAACAAGCAGCAACUGCAUGCCCUGGAAAAAGAGACGUCAAGGUGAGGGCUCUAAAGGCAGCUGAGGCGGCUAAACGUGUAGAAGAGAAGAAGGAGAAUGAACGCAAGAAGAGGAAGGAGGCUUUGAAACUUGAAAGAGUGAAGCUGGAGGAAAAGAAUAUGAGACAGUUGGAACUGAUGAAGAAAAAGAAAGAGGAGGAACUCCAGAAGAAAGAUGCUGCUAUUCUUGCAAAGAAGAGGCAGAGAGAGGAAGAAUAUAAAAAGGAGAAGGAGAAGAAAAGAACGCGACAUGAAGCGAGAUAUCGGCAAAGGGUGCAAGUAGAAAAACUGACAGCAAGCAAAGCUGAAAAGGCAAAUCAGUUGUCCAAGGAUGAGCAAAUGAAUAAUAGCAAGAAGGAAUCUCUUCAUGAGUCAAUGAAAGUCGUUAGAGGAGAUGAUGUUGCUUUGAGAAAAGCAGACACAAAAUUGAAUGUCACCGAAAUCUUGAUGACUUCCGAAGAAUGUGGUACUUCUGGUCAGUCUUGUGACGUUGGAAAGGCUGUGCAUGCUGUGGAUAAAUCACCCAGGAAAGAGGACUUGAUUUUUAAUAAUUGUCAAGGAAAAUCAUAUGAGAUCUCUCCAUACCAAUGCUCUGAUGAUGAAGAUGAAGAAGAUGAAGAGUUACCCACCAAGAAAUCUAUUCCAUCAUGGGCCAGUAAAAGCUCCGUUGCUCUGCUUUUACCCUUGCAACAGCUAAAGGAUCCUGAUAGGAUCUUUCCUGCUGAAAGCUUUUGCUCUAUGGAGGAAGUUCUGCUUCCUCGCAAGCUGCAGCAGAAGCAGGUGGCUGCGUGA